AUGAACGGAGAUACAGACGCCCUCAUCACAUCACCCGACCCCCUCCAUCCCGCCAACCACAUCUGCUCCUUAUGCCACAAAUUCUACGGCUUUGGCUGGGUAACAGGCACAGGCGGCGGAAUUUCCAUAAAACAUGCUGAUCAUGUAUACCUGGCACCCUCAGGCGUGCAGAAAGAGUUGAUGGAACCGAAAGAUAUAUUUGUGAUGGAUUUUAGGACGAAGGAGUAUUUGAGACGGCCGAAGGUCCUCAAACCCUCAGCCUGCACACCCCUCUUCAUGGCCGCCUACACGCACCGUGGCGCUGGGGCAUGUAUCCACACACAUUCCCAAUGGGCAGUUCUGGUCACCCUAAUUCUAGAAUCCGGUGCCCAACACCACCCCUCACACGGUAAGGAUGUCUUUUGCAUGAAAGAAAUCGAACAAAUCAAAGGUAUCUCGAGGGGUGGGACUGGAUCUCAAGAGAUUGCGGAAGGUGGAAGGAAAUUGGGGAAUUUGGGGUUCUAUGAUACGAUGAUGAUUCCUGUGAUUGAGAAUACUGCGCAUGAGGAGGAUUUGAAGGAUACACUUGAGAAAGCGAUUGGGGAGUGGCCGGAGACUUGUGCGGUGCUGGUCAGGAGGCAUGGGCUUUAUGUUUGGGGAAAGGAUGUGGCGCAGGCGAAGACGCAGUGUGAGAGUUUGGAUUAUUUGUUUCAGCUUGCGGUUGAGAUGCAUAAGCUGGGAUUGAAGUGGAUAUGA
Messenger RNA from Pseudocercospora fijiensis CIRAD86, 735 nucleotides. RefSeq lists its product as uncharacterized. Lineage: Eukaryota; Fungi; Ascomycota; Dothideomycetes; Mycosphaerellales; Mycosphaerellaceae. The transcript is spliced from 2 exons. Gene Ontology annotation, molecular function: methylthioribulose 1-phosphate dehydratase activity; metal ion binding. Gene Ontology annotation, cellular component: cytoplasm. The record is from RefSeq and is a predicted model, not a curated record. Bases 1 to 735 code for a protein of 244 amino acids.